This is a messenger RNA of Gossypium raimondii (Peruvian cotton), 1635 nucleotides long. RefSeq lists its product as uncharacterized. Gene Ontology annotation, cellular component: endoplasmic reticulum. Bases 361 to 867 code for a protein of 168 amino acids. The record is from RefSeq and is a predicted model, not a curated record. The transcript has 2 exons. NCBI's taxonomy places the organism in Eukaryota, Viridiplantae, Streptophyta, Magnoliopsida, Malvales, Malvaceae.
AUGACAAAUUAAAUUUUUCUUCUUGAUUUUUAACAUUUUAACUUCACCGAAAAUAAUGGGUAUAUUAUUACAUCAAAAUUUACAUGGUGGAUCUUGAAUAUGUAGAGAUGUAAGAAACUAUUUGUAGAUACUAUGAUUCGACAUAUUGAAGGCUUGGGAGGGGACUCUUAGUUCUCUACUGUUCAUUUAACUUUUAAUAGCAUAGAAAUUAUCGGGGGAUUGAAGGUAGGCACAAAUCUAAAGCCAGCGUCGACCAUUUCAAACCUUAAAAAUAUUUCACAAAAAUCCCCCAUUUUCCAUCCAAUCCUUUCAUUUUUCUGAAAAUCUUCAUCAAAGAACAAGAAAACCAAAUUGAAAGAGAUGGGAAGUCUAUGCAAAGUGGUAGAUACGCUGCUAUUGGUGGCGUUCCUAGCGGCGUUUCUAAUGGCACCUCUAAUAUGCGCCCAGACAGUGUUGCAGGAAAGCAGCUUCCCGGAGGCGCUAAUUCACCUGAAACAAUGCUACUCCGAUGACUUCCAAGAUUAUUUGAUGGCGGAGAAGCCUCAUUUCUUCGUGGCACUGGUUUGGUUGGAGCUUACUUUCCAAUGGCCUUUGGCUUUACUUAACAUUUAUGGGAUUUUAGCAUCCAAAUCUUGGUUUAACACCACUUGCCUUAUCUAUGGCGCCUCUGUUAUCACCUCCGUGAGUGCUGUAUUAGGAGAGCUGAUAGGAUCGCACAAGGCAUCAGAAAAAUUGUUGCAGUUGUAUUGGGUAUUCAUGGGAGCGGGUGUUGUAGCCAUGCUACGGGGGCUGGUUCCACAAUCUAGCAAGACUCCAAUCAUUGGGAAAAGACCAGCGGCUGGUAUGGGUAGGAAGAAGAGGGCUUGAUCCAGUCGGAGAAAUAGAAUGCCCCAACCAUCCCAUAUCUCUUAUCCAAAUUACACUUUUUUUUUUUCUCAUAAUAAAUUAGUAUAAUAAACUAAGAUUCAGGUCAGUACUUUCCAACUCAUUACUCAACAAUACAUUCUCGUCUUCUUUGGAUUAUAUUAUUUGUCUUUACUAUAUAGCUAAUCAGUGUAUAAAUAAAAACAAUCUUGGUCAAAUUGCUCAGCAGAACAUGACAAUAGUUAGGAAAUAGAACAAAAAAGGGGUCAUGUAGCAGGAAAGAUUGAAUGAAAAUUUGGACAAGACUUUUAAGUUGACAAGUUACGUUUUAAAAUUAAACAUUUGGCUUUUUUUAUUUGAAUUUAACCUUAUCAAUAGUGAGUGUGGUGUACAUAGGUAAUGAUCUUGUUAAUGUAUAAAUUUGGGACAUUUUAACCAUGCUUGUGUUGUGUGUAUAUAUAUUUUCUUGAAAAUUCAAGAGUUAAUAAUUAUGUAAAUUGAAGAUGAAUAUGCAGGGAGCAGAGCUAUAUUAGGGGAGAUGGCGGAAAGCAUUAGAUAAAUUGAUGAAGAUUUGGUGAAAGGGCUUCAGGUUUCUUAGUCUCAACCAUUGCCAAAGGGCCCGCUCUGGCUACCAAAAUAUUAGAGGGCUUCUUUAAUUUUACAAUUACAUUUUUAUAAGUGCUAUUGUGUGAUUGGGAAAUAUUACAUUAGAAAGCUGAAUAUUUUGAGGGUUUUCGCAGGAUAACUAUAUCUUUAGUUCGGACUACUUUA